UCAACUAGUGCAUUUAAAAACACAAUGCAAAGCAGUAGAUGAAAAGUGCAACGAAUGGGAUUUUUGGUCCCACUGUAAAAAUAACAUUAUGAAAAGAGUAUGCAAAGAUGAUAAAACUAUAAGUGAAAUUAAACCAUGUAAAGGUUGUGGGAAAUGGGGUGAAUGGUCCGAAUGUAUUAAUGGAAAGAGUCACAGAAUAUUAACUAAUUGUGAAUUUAUAGAAGAAGUCAAAAAUUGUGACUUAAAUAAAGCAGGAGCUAGCACAUCCAAUGAAGAGGACGGACAUAAAAAAAAAGACAAUGCUAACAAUUAUAUUGCUGUUGAAGAUAAGAAUAGUAAUUAUAUGAUAACAAAUAAACCAUUAAGUGAUAGUGAACAUAUGAAAAAACAUAAUAAGAGUAGUAAUAGUAAAUUUAUACGCAAUGGUAGUAAUUUAAAUUCUGAUACAGAUUUUGAUACCACUUUCCACCAUAAAAAUUAUAAUGAAAUAAAAAGCGAGUCGGAAAAAUCAUUAUCCGAAUUAGAUAACUUAAAAAUGGAUAUAGAUAAACAUUUUAAUAAAAAUAACAACUUGACACAACAUAAUAUAGAUAACAAAAAAAACGAAAUCGAUAAUAAUAUUGAUGAUUUAACAAAGAUAAGAAAUGACACAUAUAAUCAUUUUGAUGGUGAUGAUCAUAGUAGUAUUGGUUCUGAUAAGGAUUUACCGUCCACUAGUUUUAAAACAUUUAGUCCAAAAACAUAUUAUCCGAAUCAAAAAAAAGAGGCGAAUAGAGAUUAUACUUAUCAUAUGUUAGAAACUGAUAAAUUAAAUAAAAUAAAAGGAGAAGAAGAAGAAGAAAAAGAAGAAAAAGAAGAAAAAAAAGAAAAAAAAGAAAAAGAAAAAGAAGAAAAAGAAGAAAAAGAAGAAAAAGAAAAAGAAGAAAAAGAAGAAGUUUGUAAAGAAGGUGAUGAAAACUGU
Molecule: messenger RNA, 961 nt
Organism: Piliocolobus tephrosceles (Ugandan red Colobus)
Lineage: Eukaryota; Metazoa; Chordata; Mammalia; Primates; Cercopithecidae
Product: myb-like protein X
Exons: 2
Source: RefSeq, a predicted model, not a curated record